CUGUCGCAGCGAUGGCGGAGGCCGUGGAGCGCACUGACGAGCUGGUCCGCGAGUACCUGCUCUUCCGCGGCUUCACGCACACACUGCGGCAGCUGGACUCCGAGAUCAAGGCGGACAAGGAGAAGGGGUUCCGGGUGAGGGGUCGGCGGGCGCGGCCGGGGCAGAGGCAGCACGAGGGAGCUCGGGAGCGGGCUACCCCCAGCACUGCCCUCCGGGGCGGGAGUGGCGCUGUCACCCGCGCCGGAGGGGACUGUGGCCGUUUGGCCCCUGGGGGACACUUUCUGCUGGUAGUAGGAAGGUACCUUCCUGCCUUUGCCUUUGUUUUUGUGUUGUGGGUUCCCAUGAUCCUGAACUUUGAUGCGGAGUGUCAGAGGACCAACCAGGUUCAAGAAGAAAAUGAAGUUCUGCGCCAGAAGCUUUUUGCAUUGCAAGCUGAAAUCCACCGACUGAAGAAAGAGGAGCAACAGCCAGAAGAGGAAGAGGCCUUGGUCCAACACAGAUUGCCUCCUUAUGUCUCCAGUAUGGACCGCCUGGGGGACUCAGAGCUAGCCAUGGUGUGCAGCCAGAGGAACACCUCCCUCUCCCAGUCACCUCGUGUGGGCUUCCUGUCCUCGCUGCUGCCUCAGAGUAAGAAGAGCCCCUCAAAAUUGUCGCCUGCCCAGGGUCCUGCUCCAGCUCAGAGCUCAGCCAAGAAAGAGUCCUUCAGUGGUCAGGCCACCAAAGGAAAAGACCCGACUUCCGGGGCCAAGGAUGGGAAGAGCCUCCUCAGCGGGUUGGCCACUGGGGAGUCCAGUUGGUCGCAGCACCGGCAGCGGCGCCUGCAGGACCAUGGCAAGGAGAGGAAGGAGCUUUUCUCCACUACCGCCUCCCAGUGUGCAGAGAAGAAGCAGGAAGCUGGUGGCCCGGAGGCAGAGUCCUGCGCAGAGUUCCACAUGGAGCCAGUGGAGCCGCUGACACGGGCUUUCGCAGCAGGCCCAGAAGGCGGCGGGGCCAACCCCGAGCGGCCCUUUAUCGUGCUGGGGCAGGAGGAGUACGGAGAACACCACUCGUCCAUCAUGCACUGCAGGGUGGAUUGCUCCGGGAGGAGGGUGGCCAGCCUAGAUGUAGAUGGGGUCAUCAAGGUAUGGUCCUUCAACCCCAUCAUGCAGACCAAAGCAUCAUCCAUCUCCAAGUCGCCGCUGCUCUCUUUAGAAUGGGCCACCAAGCGGGACAGACUGCUCCUGCUGGGCAGUGGUGUGGGGACGGUGCGUCUUUACGACACAGAAGUCAAGAAGAAUCUCUGUGGGAUCAACAUCGACGACGAGAUGCCCAGGAUCCUGUCUCUCGCCUGCAGCCCCAGCGGGGCCUCUUUUGUCUGUUCGGCUGCAGCUCCAAGCCUCACUUCCCACGUGGACUCCUCGGCACCAGACAUCGGCAGCAAGGGCAUGAACCAGGUUCCUGGCAAGCUGCUGCUGUGGGACACGAAAACCAUGAAGCAGCAGCUACAGUUCUCCUUGGAUCCGGAGCCUGUUGCUAUCAACUGCACAGCCUUCAAUCACAACGGGAACCUGCUGGUCACAGGGGCGGCCGACGGUGUCAUCCGGCUGUUUGACAUGCAGCAGCACCAGUGUGCCAUGAGCUGGAGGGCGCACCGCGGUGAGGUCUACUCUGUGGAGUUCAGCUAUGAUGAGAACGCUGUGUACAGCAUCGGCGAGGAUGGCAAGUUCAUCCAAUGGAACAUCCACAAGAGUGGCCUGAAGGUGUCUGAGUACGGCCUCCCCGCGGAUGCCACGGGCCCCUUUGUGCUGUCGGGUUACAGCGGCUACAAGCAGGUUCAAGUCCCCAGAGGCCGCCUCUUUGCUUUUGACUCGGAGGGCAAUUACAUGCUGACGUGUUCUGCCACCGGGGGUGUCAUAUACAAGCUGGGUGGUGAUGAAAAGGUUCUGGAGAGCUGCUUGAACCUGGGUGGCCACCGGGCCCCUGUGGUCACUGUGGACUGGAGCACCGCCAUGGACUGUGGGACCUGCCUCACCGCCUCCAUGGAUGGCAAGAUCAAGCUGACCACCCUCCUGGCCCACAAACUCUGAUGGAACUGCCCUGAGGGACACCCAUGAAGCAGUAUUAUCCUGGGUGCGGGGUGGGGGGGUAGAUAUAGGACAGGAAAGUGGGACACUCCACUUCCAGUCCCUGCCCAUGCAGCGAAUAUGCAGGGAAAGACUGUCCAGGGCCUGGACAACGUCCAGCUGUGGUGACUGGGAUAGGAGCCGUACAGAAAAGGUGGCAUGUGCUUCCCAGAGACCACUAUGGUAGGCUGCGCCAGAAGCAUGCUUCACCUGCGGGAGGAAAGCUCAGAAAGGAGGAGAGAGAUUGUGAUGGCUGCUGUGUUGGCCCAGGAGAGACUGACAGUAUUUUGUGUAUAUAUUUGCUCAUCUUUUUUUUAAAAAAGAAUACUCUUGUGGUCA
Messenger RNA from Galeopterus variegatus (Sunda flying lemur), 2441 nucleotides. It is a transcript of the gene WDR91, whose product is annotated as WD repeat domain 91. NCBI's taxonomy places the organism in Eukaryota, Metazoa, Chordata, Mammalia, Dermoptera, Cynocephalidae. Gene Ontology annotation, cellular component: early endosome membrane; late endosome membrane; extrinsic component of endosome membrane. Gene Ontology annotation, biological process: early endosome to late endosome transport. The coding region runs from base 12 to 2066 and encodes 684 amino acids. The record is from RefSeq and is a predicted model, not a curated record. The transcript is spliced from 14 exons. Gene Ontology annotation, molecular function: protein binding; phosphatidylinositol 3-kinase regulator activity.